This is a messenger RNA of Daldinia caldariorum, 1638 nucleotides long. RefSeq names its product aromatic prenyltransferase. NCBI's taxonomy places the organism in Eukaryota, Fungi, Ascomycota, Sordariomycetes, Xylariales, Hypoxylaceae. Bases 291 to 1559 code for a protein of 422 amino acids. The transcript is spliced from 2 exons. Gene Ontology annotation, biological process: alkaloid metabolic process. The record is from RefSeq and is a predicted model, not a curated record. Gene Ontology annotation, molecular function: transferase activity, transferring alkyl or aryl (other than methyl) groups.
UAGGCAUCAUAUGGAUUUAUUUUUAGGAUACUUUCGCCUGCCGCCCAGUUAUUUUUGUCAUCGCCUCUCUUAUAAUCUUGAAAAUGUAGUAGUAGGAGUCACACUCUUUUUGUGGCAUUCCUGGGCUUCAUCCCUUGUAAUACUUGACAGUAUGUAUAUUAACAAUAUCCUCCUCUGCCAGUGGAGCGUCGAUACAUCAGUAAUAUGCUGGAAAUAUUCAUCCACCUCAUGAGAACUACGAGUAUAUUCUGUCUAUUCGUUCUUCACUAUCAAGUGUAAAGUUCCCUGCUAUGGCCCAUAUGCACAUUUCUUUACGGGACGGCCUAUCAAAGGCGUUCAACCAUCCGUUCUUAUCCUAUUUCUUCUACAUCAACACCCUUAUACUGCGAUUAAAUGCCCCAAAACAACCCCAGGCAGUUGGGAAACCCUCGUGCUCGGCAACAGCUGCGUUCCGGAGGGUGGAGUCGGAAGCACACACUGACUCGGACUACCACGCGCGAUACUGGUGGAAAUCUUCCGGGUACGCGCUGGCUAUCCUUCUCGAGAAGGCGGGAUACUCUAGUCAGGCGCAGUAUGAAAUAUUAAGAUUUGUUAAGGGCAUCACACCUAGCUUAGGAGCUGCUUACGUGCCGGGGCGACAGCGGUGGAGGAGUUUUAUGACGGACGACCAUAAUCCCAUAGAGCUGAGCUGGGACUGGCGUACUGGUGGCAAGUCGCCCAAGAUACGUUUUUCGAUCGAACCUGUUGGAGUUCACGCGGGGACACACCUCGACCCCAACAAUCAGUAUGCUGCUUCUAGGCUCCUGGAGACGAUGUCCCAGCUUCUGCCUGAAACAAGCAUGGAGUGGCUUGCUCACUUCAGACAGAGGUUGAGCGUCGAGGAUGCAGGGGCAUCUGUGGAAGGCCACCAGUCGAAAGAGUUCUACGCUUAUGACUUGGGCGAGGAGGGUAUCAUAAGCAAGGCAUAUUUCUUCCCUGGGUUCAAAGCCACGGCCACGCGGCGAUCCAACCUUGAUGUCAUCUCGGAUACUAUAGAGACUGCUCCUGGCUGCUCGCCGGAGAAGCUUCAAGCUCUGGAGAUAUUCCGAGACUACGCCUGUGAUCCGUCGACCCCACGGCUAGAGAUGGACAUGCUAGCGAUAGACCUCGUAGAUCCAGCAGAAUCUCGCUUCAAGAUCUACUUUCGUAUCCGCGAUACUAGCUUCGCUUCCGUUAGGAAGGCCAUGACUUUGGGAAACCGAAUUAGAAUGCCGGACAUGGAACGAGGCCUAGAGGAUCUGCGAUCGAUAUACCACGCAUUAUUGGGUGGAGGUACGGAUGGGGAUGCUGGCGACAUACAACUCCCCGCUAAGGAUCAUCGAACUGCUGGUAUCCUCUAUAAUGUGGAGUUCAAGUACGGGAGUAAAAGCCCUAAGGUUAAGGCGUACCUUCCCGUUCGGCAUUACGCGCGAAGCGAAGAAGCUGUCAUGUCGACGGUAGACGAGUAUCUGAGUAGAGCGACCCCCCUGACUAGGGUCAAUAUGACCAAUUAUAGGAGCGCCAUGGAGACAAUAUUGUAAGUGGACCAUCUCUUCUUUCUAGGCCUCUUCUGUGCAACCCGAAGAGACGAGAUAUCCCUACAUAGGAUGUUCGGUAGAG